GUGAAGUGCACAACAAAUACAAUAUAAUAGAAGGGAAAUUAAUACCAUUAUUUAAUUUUCCCGACCUAUUAAAGGGGAUCAGAAACAACAUGUUGAAUUAUUAUGUGCAUUUCACCUGGAACAAUGGACGAGAAAUGGCUAGCUGGCCACAUAUAGAAAAACUUUAUGAAAUGGAUGAUGGUGAUGAGGGUUUCAAGAUGAUCAAAAAGCUGGCUGAUGAACAUGUGUUGAAAAAGAAAAUUAAGAAAAUGAAGGUGAAAAAUGCAGCCCAGGUUUUUUAUUACCAAGUUCAAGAUGUUAUGAGAGGCUUAAUAAAAAACGGAAACACUAAUCUACCACCUGCUGCCAUUGGAACAGCAAAACUCUUUUUGUUUAUGAAUAAGCUUGUAACAAAUGCAAGAUUUGAUUAAAAGACAAAAUAGUAAUUUUGGUUUCCUUCAACGUUUUGACCGUUACAAG
Messenger RNA from Tribolium madens (black flour beetle), 459 nucleotides. RefSeq lists its product as uncharacterized. The coding region runs from base 90 to 410 and encodes 106 amino acids. The transcript has 2 exons. The record is from RefSeq and is a predicted model, not a curated record. NCBI's taxonomy places the organism in Eukaryota, Metazoa, Arthropoda, Insecta, Coleoptera, Tenebrionidae.